Messenger RNA from Numida meleagris (helmeted guineafowl), 4738 nucleotides. RefSeq names its product leucine rich repeat and fibronectin type III domain containing 1 (gene LRFN1). NCBI's taxonomy places the organism in Eukaryota, Metazoa, Chordata, Aves, Galliformes, Numididae. The coding region runs from base 1608 to 3890 and encodes 760 amino acids. The record is from RefSeq and is a predicted model, not a curated record. Gene Ontology annotation, molecular function: protein binding. The transcript has 2 exons.
AUGGGGGGAACGGGGGGCGGAUGGGCCGGGCUGGGUGGUACUGGGCUGUACUGGGCCCUGCUGUGCUGUCAUGGACUGUGCUGGGCUGUGUUGGGUGGUAAUUGGUGGCACUGGGUGGUACUGGGCUGUGCUGGGUGGUACUGGGCCGUAUUGGGCCUUGUUAGGUGGUACUGGGCUGUAUUGUGAUGUGCUGGACUAUACUGGGCAGCACUUGGCUUAUACUGGGUGGUACUGGAGCCUACUGGGCAAUGAUGGGCUGUGAUGCUCUACACUGGGCUGUGUUGGGCCUUACUAGGCGGUACUGGGCUAUGCUGGGAUGUGCUGCUCUAUUCUGGGCAAUACUGGGACGUAUUGGCCCCUGCUGGGCUGUACUGGGCAGUAGUGGUGGUACGGGACUAUACUGGGUGGUACUGGGCUCUGCUGGGUUAUAUUGGGCAGUACAGGGCUUUGCUUUGCUAGGCAGUACUGGGCUCAUCUAGGCUGUGCUACUCUGUACUGGCAGGUCCUGGGACCUACUAGGUCCUGCUGCGUUGUGCUGUGCUGGACCCUGCUGGGCAGCACUGUUCUAUACUGGAUGGUACUGGGAGGUACUGGGCUGUGCUGGGCCUUACUGCAGUGUUCUGGGCCCUAUAGGGCUAUGCUGGGCCUUACUGGAUGGUACUGGGUUGUGUUGGGCUAGGCUGGGCUCUGUUGAGUUAUACUGGGGUAGUAGUGGACUCUUCUGGGCUGUGCUUCAUUUUAUAGGGCUAUACUGAAUUCUGCUGGACUGUGUUGUGCCUUUCUGGGUUGUACUGGGUUGUACUGGGCCAUACUGGACAGUACUGGACUCCUUUGAGCUGUGCUGGGUCCUAUUGCGUUAUACUAGGUGAUGCUGGUCAGUACUGAGUUGUGCUGGGCCUUACUCUGUGGUAGAGAUAUAUUGGGCUGUCCCCAAUUUUACUGGGGCAUACUGGGUUCUGCUGGACCUUACUGAGUUGUACUGGGCCAUACUAGGCUGUGUUGGACUUAUACUGGGUCGUGUUGGUUUAUAUAGGGCUGUGUUGGGCUGUACAGGGCUAUGCUGGGCUUAUAUUGGGCUCUCUUGGUUUACACUGGGCUACUCUGGGCCAUACUGGGCUGUAUUGGACCAUCUCAGGCUAUAUUGGCCCGUACUGGGACCAUUUUGGUUUGCACUGGGCCAGAAUGGGCCAUACUGGAGCAUUCUAGGCCAUACUGGGCCAUCCUACACUAUGUUGCAGUACUGUGACUUGUACUGGCCAACACUGGGCUGUGCCCACAGUGACCUUUACUGGGCCGUACUGGGUUGUGUUGGAAUGUACUGGACUGUACUGGGCUUUUCUGUGCCUCAGAAAAGGCACAGGCCUCUCUGGGUCAUACAGGGCUGUACAGAGGCGUACUGGGGUGUAUUGGUGUGUACUGGUCCAUACUGGCUCAUCCCUUGUCCCACAGGCCCUGUGGCGACACCCGGUCGGGAUCAAGAUGGAGCUGUGAGACGAGGUACUGGGCUCACGGGAUCACUCGUGGUAUUGCACAUGGGAACCACACACAGGAUCACGUGGGCUCACAUACAGGAUCAGACAGGAUCAUACAGAGAGUUAUGAGAUCACAUGGGAUCGUGCAUGGGAUUGCUUAGGAUCACACAAAGGGUCACAUGGGAGUGGGGACAGGAUCACACAGGAUCUACAUGGGAUCACACAGAGGAUUGCACAUGGGAUUAUGGGAUCGUGGAAUCACAUGCGGGACUGUACAUGGAUCACACCUGGGAUCACACAGGAUCGCACCACGGGAUCACAUGGGACUACUCCGCGUGGAAUUAUGGCAUCACACACUGCAUUGCGCAUGGUAUCAUAUGGGAUCACACACAGGGUUGCAUGGGGAUGGGUGCAGGACCAUACAUGGGAUUAUGGGAUCACACCCGAAAUAACGUGGGAUUGUCUCACACGGGCUCACCCCAACCUCACACCCCUCCCCCGGGCUCACCCCCAGGCCGGCGCAGGAUGGCGAAGCUGCUGGUGCCGCUGGUGGUGCUGGGGGCGGUGGCACAGCGCUGCCCCCCGCGCUGCCUCUGUCCCGCAGCUGCCCCCAGCCCCACGCUGCUGUGCGCCCGCACGGGGCUGCUGGCGGUGCCGCCCAGCCUGGACCGCGGAGCCGUGGAACUGCGCCUGGCCGACAACUUCAUCGGGGCCGUGGGCCGCGCCGACUUCGCCAACAUGAGCAGCCUGGUGCACCUGACGCUGUCGCGCAACGGGCUGCGCCGCCUGGCACCCGGCGCCUUCGCUGACCUGCGGGCGCUGCGGGCGCUGCACCUGGAUGGCAACCGGCUGCCGGCGCUCAGCGGCCCGCAGCUGCGCGGCCUGGCCAGCCUGCGGCACCUCAUCCUGGCCAACAACCAGCUGGCCACCAUCGAGCCCGCCGCCUUCGCCGCCUUCGCCGCCACUGUGGAGGACUUGGACCUGUCGCACAACAACCUGCCGGCGCUGCCCUGGGAGGCGGUGGCGGCCAUGGCCAGCCUGGCCACUCUGACGCUGGACCAUAACCUGCUGGAGCGCGUCCCCGCCACCGCGCUCACCCGCCUGCCGCGCUUGGCCCGUCUAGACCUGACCGCCAACCGCCUGCGAGCGCUGCCCCCGGUGCCGGGCCCGCCGGGGCCCAGCCUGGCGGCGGGAGGUAACCCGCUGCACUGCAACUGUGAGCUGCUGUGGCUGCGGCGCCUGGCGCGGCCCGACGGGCUGGAGAGCUGCGCCUCGCCGCCGUCACUCGCCGGCCGCCUGCUCUGGGCUGUGCCCGAGGAGGAGCUGGCGUGCCGCGCGCCCCACAUCGCCGGAGCAGCUGCCAGUCCCAGCGCGGUGCUGGAAGGGCAACCGCUGCGCCUGGGCUGUGCCGCCAAUGGGGACCCUCCGCCCGCGCUGCACUGGUUGGGCCCCGACGGGCGCUUGGUGCAGAACGGCUCGCGGCGGGCACUGGGCGCCGAUGGCUCCUUGCAGCUGCGUGUGGCCACGCUGCGUGACCACGGCGCCUUCACUUGCGUGGCCUCCAACGCUGCCGGGGAGGCCGCUGCCCGCGUGGAGGUGGCGGUUCUGCCGCUGCCGGUGCCGCACCGUCACGGGGAUGGGGAUGGGGAGGCGCAGUCUGGUCCCAGCCCCUCAGACAUGGCGCGUGCAGGAGCCAAUGAGUCGCUGCCAGCAGGCGCGGAGCGGCGCAUCGUGGCGGCGGAUCUGACGGCGUCGUCGGCGCGCAUCCGCUGGCUGCCGCAGCGCCACGUGCCUGGGCUGCGCAUGUUCCAGAUCCAGUACAACAGCUCCAUCGAUGACUCGCUCGUCUACAGGCUGCUGCCCCCCUCCAGCCGGAGCUUCGUGCUGCGGGAUUUGGCCGCGGGCCGCGAGUACGACCUCUGCGUCUCUGCGCUCUACGCCGAAGGCACCGCUGCACCACCCGCGUCCCGCGCUCUGGGCUGCGUCCGCUUCGCCACCGCUGGGGGGGCCCCGGGCUGCGCCGCCCCCCGGCCCCAUUUCCUGGGGGGCACCGUCAUCAUCGUCAUCGGCGCUGCCAUCGCCGCCUCCGUCCUCGUCUUCAUCCUCAUCCUCACCGCCCGCUACAAGGCCGCCCGCCGCCCGCCCGCCGCCGUCGCCAGCGUCUGCUCGCAGACCAACGGCACCCACAGAGCCCCGGAGCCCGAACCGCCCCCCCCGCAGCCCCUGGCGGUGCCCGCGGUGCCCCCACCCCUGAGCGCUCCUGGCGGCGCCCGCGCGCUGUUCCCCAGCCACAGCUUCCCGCGGCGCGCCCGGACUCGGCGGCAUGGAUCGCUGCCGCGCCUCGACGCGCCCGACACGCUGCCCGCGCUGCGCCCGUCCUUCGGCAGCACCCACUGGAUGCUGGAGAGCACCGUCUGACGGGGGGCGGCACCCCGGGGUGCUGGUGGCGGCGCUGGGGGGUGCCCCUGCGUGCGCCCUUGGGUGCUAGAGGCGGCUCCAGGUGCUGGUGAGCGCCCCUAGGGGCUGGAAGGCAGCGCAGGGUGCUCCUCCGCACCCUUGAAUGCCAGUGGACCUUUGGGUGCCCAAAUGCAGCCCUGGGUGCCUCCCGGCUUCUUUGGGUGCCAGUGGACACGGGGGGGGGGGGGUCUAAGUAUACCCUUGGAUGCCCCUCUGCACCUUUAGCUGCUCCUCUGCACCCCUGGGUGCCAGUGGACCCCUUGGGAGUCUGAAUGCACCCUGGGCACUGGCGCACCCAUGGGUGCAGCUUUGGGUGCUGGAGGUGGCUCCAGGUGCUGGUGAGCAGCUGCGGGUGCCCUUAGGGGCUUGAAAACAGCUGGGGGGGGGCUCCUCUACACCCUUGGGUGCCCCAAUGCAGUACUGGGUGCCACUGAACAUGGGGGUCCAAACACACCCUUGGAUGCCCCUCAGCACCUUUGGGUGCUCCUCUGCGCCCCUGGGUGCCAGUGGACACCACGGGUCUGAAUGCCCCAGGGCACCCGCACACCCACGGGUGCCCUCGUGCAGCCUCAGCACCUUUGGGUGCCCCCACCAUAUGCACCCACUCGGUACCCCCCCGCCCCCGGGGCGCCCUUGGGUGCUCCCCCCCACCCCGACACACGUUGCGCCUGGCCCCCCCCGCGGUGCCUUCGGCCGGGCGGCGGCGGGGGGGCCCCGCGCACGCCCCCGCAAUGUCUGCACAGAUGACACGAGCCCCGCAGCCCCCCCCGAUCUGGCUGGUCUGGAUACCCCGCGGGGGUCGGGCCCCC